Molecule: messenger RNA, 7194 nt
Organism: Musca domestica (house fly)
Lineage: Eukaryota; Metazoa; Arthropoda; Insecta; Diptera; Muscidae
Product: polypyrimidine tract-binding protein 2-like
Exons: 15
Coding region: 3968-6349 (793 amino acids)
Biological process (GO): mRNA processing; regulation of RNA splicing
Cellular component (GO): nucleus
Molecular function (GO): mRNA binding
Source: RefSeq, a predicted model, not a curated record
AUUCAAAAAUCUAACAGUGUUGGCCAAGGCGAGAGAGAGCGAGCGUGUUAGCGUUUUAUGUUUUGGCAGUGAAGUUGUGGUCUUUUCAAGUGGCUGCAGAGAAAGUCCCAGAGAAAGAGAGAGCGGAAAGCAGCAUAACCUCAUUAUUACGGUGUUUUGAUGUCCAAACGACAUCAUCAUCAUCACCACCAUUAUUGAGCACAGGCUUCAUUGACUUCAACUUCUCGUUGGCCAAAAGUCCCAAAAGAAGUCAUGCUAACUGGCAGCAAACCUUGCCGCAGCAGUCACAGCAACAGUCAUCAUCAACGUCGUUGUCUUUGAGGCAGCAAAUCCUCCCCCUACACUCUUCGUUUCGAAAAAGUUGUACCACUCCAUAAAGGCCGCGUGCUCUUUCUCUCAAUAACCAUUACCACCACCACCACCACCGUUGCCGCUGUUCACUGUUGCUCGCUCAUAAUAAUCGUCAUCAUCGUCAGUAUAUUUUGAGCCUCCUCACGCGUCCACAUUUUCCAACCACACACACACACACUCUCACUCACAGCCAAAACGAAACGACAACGAAAAAUCAAAGUUGAGCUUAACGUUCAAUUCGAAUACGGCAGUAAUAGCAACAGCAACACACCGGUACCGUACCGUUUAGUUAGUUAGUCAGUCAGUCGUCGUCGUUGUUGUCAGUCGUUGUCUCGUCUCUCACACGCAAAAACCAAUCAGCCAACCAACCAACCAACCAACCAGCCAGCCAGCCAUUCGGCCAACAAACCAAUCAACAAUACACCUUUACCACCUAUUCCUAUUUACCGUCAUCAUCAUAUACGCUGCUACCACCACUACCAAUGCUAGAACUAUUAUGUUUUUUGUGUUACCAAUAAACGCGCGUUAACAGCACCAACAACAACAAAGUCAACAUCAUCAAAAACGAUUUUUACUCUAUUCUAGACCUUAGAAGAGAAGUUUUUCACACUUGGCUUUUCAUUUCCGAAAUCUCAUUCUUAUAAAUCACAACGUACGUUUAUGUCGUCGCUGAUAACAAAUCGUCGUCUCUAAUACGCAAACAAAAGAAUUAAACAAAAAUAAAUAAAAAACAUACAUAUUUUAAUUGAAAUUCAAUAAAUAAACAAAAUUAGAAAAAAGGAAAAAUAUUUUAAAAUUCAAUACGCGAAAUUAAAAUAUUUUUUUAACGGCGCCCUAGAAAAGAUCUUAAAAACUGGCAAACUUUCAUCUAAAAAAAGAAAUAAAUUAAAUUUCCUUACUGUGAGCUAAAUCAAAACUAAUUUUUCCCAACGUCUAAAACGAAAAAAAAAAAAAUAAUAAUAACUCUUGUGUGAACUCUUCAAAAAGCUAAAGAAUAAAAAUUCACGUCUCUUUAAAAAUUUAAGAGCAGCUUUAAAAUCACGAAAAAAAAUAUUAAAUAAAGAUAUCACUGAGAAAUCUACGCUUAACAAUCAAUCUUCAAACCAAAACCUACGCAUAUCCGCUGACUAAAACUUAAUUGAACAACUCUUCAGAGAAUCUCUUCUGCGUAAUUUCGAAAAAAAAAACUUUCAAGUGGUAUUUAAUCCCAUUUGGUCCAAACCAAACCAUCACAUCCUAUAUCCAAAACCAAACUUUUCCUUUCCUCUGAAUCAAAAUUUCAUAAACGACAUUUAUACGAAUUAUAAGAAAAAGAAUUACAACAAAUCGUUGCUUGGCCAUUAGCGAAGAAAAAUUUAGGAGAAUUAAAAAAAAAAAUAUAUAUAGGACAAUUUUGAAAAAAAAAGAAAAUUCUUUGACAGAGAGUAGAAAGAAGGAAACAAAGAGUUAAUAUUUUGCCAAAAACAAAAAGUUAAAGACAGAGAUUGUGCAAUAUAUAUUUAUAGCUGGAAGAUAUAUAGUAGAAACCAAAACCAAGGUUGUUGUUAUCCAAAGAAAAUACAAAAUAAUUUUAACAAAUUAAAUCCCUCACAAAGGCAAUUAUCGUAAAACAAAAACAAGCAAAGGUUGUUGAGAGCGUUUUUAAAAUACAGUAAUCAAACAGAUUUUAACUAACGCCCGCCCGCCCCCUUACACCCACAUACAUUUUACCUUAAGAAAGAAGAAAGCCAAAAACCCAGAAGAAAUCUCCAGGCAAUUUUUAGCAAUCUUAAAACAAAGCAAGAAAUCAAGAAUUCAAUAUUCAAAAAAGCAGAAAAAAAAAACCAAGUCAAUUGAUGUUACAUUCAGAAAAAUAAACUAUACAAAUAUUAUACAUAAAAUUAUAUACAUUUGUAGAAUAUAUACAUAUUUUUAAUAUUUAUAUAUAUAUAAAUAGAGAAAUAACAAGAGCGAGAGCGAGAGAAGAAGAAGUUAGAAGAAAACAUAACAUUUUAAUCCUUGAUAGUUAGUCAAAAAGACUUUUGUGAAAUAUUUCAUUCAAACUCAGAAAACAAAAAAAAAACUUAAAUAAAAAUUGAAAAAUAGUUCAAUAUCAAAGUAGCAAAAAAUAAAAAUAAAAUAAAAUUAUAUAGAAGAAAAAUUUUGUUAUUAGCAUAAAUGAAAGUAAAAUAAGAAGAAGGAUAUCAAAGGUAAUAUUAAAUACAAAGUCAAAGGUUUGGCAAUAUUUUUUGUAUAGAAAAAGAAUUGCUGCAAACCACAUCAAAUUUGACUCAAGAGUACGCGUUUUGACAAUCAAUACAAAAUUAGCGUGAACAUAUUAUUAAAUAUACAUUUUUAAAUAUAAUCUCAAUCGUAUACAUAACAUAGCAUAUAGAAUUUUCAAUUCGAAAAAACAUACUUUUUUCCGAUUCCCUAUUACGAAUCGAAGCUGCAAUCAUCUACACAAAACCCCAAAACAAUCAAUCUCUGUGUGAUUUAAAUUUAUAUAACCUAAAAAAAAUUAAAAUCUGAUCAGCAAUCAAUCCAAUAUCCUCUUACUCUGGACAAUCUCUUUCUACAUUUUUUCUACAAGAAUAGAAAAUAAAUAAAACCAAAAGUGAUCACCUUCUUUUUGUCUUACUUCUACAAAAAAAAAAAAAAAAAAAAAUACCAAUCUAAGGAUAAUAUCCCAUCAAAGCAAAACCUCUUGGACAAUCUUUCUACAAUUUAAAUAUUUCAUAAAACCCCCAAUUUUAUAUCUCGACAAUCUAUAUACUUGUCUUUUACUCUAGUAUUUAUAUACUCUAUAUAUAUAUAAAUAAAAUAAAACUUUUAAACAUAUAAAUAUACAUUAGCAACAAUCAGCAUAUCUAGCAGAACUUUUAUUGCACAAAAAUCGGAAGAAAAAAAAAACAAUCAAUAUCCCCAUUUUUGACAAUCCUUUUUAGCAAAACAAGUUUCUAAGCCACCUCUUUUUCGUAUAUAUAAAUAUUUAUAUUCAGAAAAAAAAAAAACAAACUAAUCACAGUGUUUCAAUAUAUUUACCUUUAAUUGUAGAAUUUAUCUUAGCAGAAAACAACAGCAAACUAUAGAAAACAAAUCAAAAGAACAAAACCAAAAAACUAUUAAAAGAAAGAAAACCUAAUCAAAACUCUGCAAUCAAAACGAAAACAGAAUAAAAAGCAACAAUUUGUUCCAUAUCACUUCAUAUUCAUACAUAUAAAAAAGAAUUGGCUAGCACAUACAUAUUUACAUAGUCAAAAAAUAUAGAAAAAAAAAAAACAACAACAAAACAACAAAAGUUCCACAUUAGAACACAUUGUUUCCUGUCUAUCCUGACCUUUGCAAUAACUUAAACUCCACACCCCCCUCAACAACAAAAUACCACCAAUCGACGUGCAAAUCAAAUAAAAAGUCAGCAAAAGUUUAAAAAACAAAAUCACAAAGAAAAAAAAUAAACUUCAAAAAAAUCUCAGUGAUCCUAAAAAAAUCCACCAACAACUAGCAGAACAGCAACAACAAAUAUUUACAUCUUGCAUCGAGUUUCAAUUUCCAAUUGAAAACAAGACAAAAAGCUAAGCUCAUCAUCUUCCAGCUUUUCUUCAACACCAACAACUUCGCCUGCAAAACGAUUAUAAUGCAAAUGCAGUUGCUACAGGCAGCACCGACAGCCGGACAUCCGCAUCAGUUGCACAUGCAGCCACCCACCUAUUCGCCCGGCUAUCCAGCUGGGGCUGUUGCUGCCGCAGCUGCGGCCGCCACCAUGUUGCAGCAGCAGCAACACCAACAGCAGCAACAACAACAACAGCAGCAUCAACAACAUCAAUAUCAGUUGCAGCAACAGCUACACUAUGUCCAACAACAGCAGCAGCAGCAACAACAAACCAUUGCUGCCGCCCAACAACAGCAGCAGCAACAACAAAUGCAAAUGUUGCAAACCUAUAUGCAAUUACAGGUUAACAAUGCGGCCAGUCCCACAACACCCACGAAAUUUGGGGCCGCGCUGACCCAUCAACCCCCCCAACAACAAUCCCAACAGCAGCAGUUACAUCAACAGCAACCACCAGCUUUCUUUGCUGCCUCAUCCCCAGCCGGCACACCCCUGACCAUAAUACCAGCCUGCAAUGGCUCAGCUGCGGUGGCGGCCGCCAUGUUUGCGGCCAACAUGACAUCGACAUCGUCCACAACGUCAACAGCAACCACAACUCCAUCCACCAAUAAUGUAAGAAUUGAAGACCAACUACCGCAACAACAACUAUUUUUACAUAAACUCAAUUAUUUGCGUGGUAGUGACGAACUUUUAAGUCAAGCAGCAGUUAUGGCGCCCGCUUCGGACAAUAAUAAUCAGGAUUUAGCCACAAAGAAAGCCAAAUUGGAGCCAAGCACCGUACUUGGUGGAGUUGGUAAACCCUCAAAAGUCAUACAUUUGCGCAACAUUCCCAACGAAUCGAGUGAUGCCGAUGUCAUUGCCUUGGGUGUACCAUUUGGUCGUGUUACAAAUGUGUUGGUGCUAAAGGGUAAAAAUCAAGCUUUCUUAGAAAUGGCCGAUGAGGUGUCGGCCACCUCAAUGGUAUCGUGCUAUAAUGUCAAUCCACCACAAAUGCGCGGACGCAUGGUCUAUGUACAGUUUUCAAAUCAUCGUGAAUUGAAAACGGAUCAGAAUCCAACGGGUGCUUUGGUACCAUGUGAAUACCGCAUACAGUCCCCGGCCUCCGGUUCUCCAUUGCCCUUGUGCGGCGCUGCCAAUGCAAAUAGUGCCACCAAUGCCGAUAGUACAGCUGUUGCUGUCUUACAGAACAAUACCAACGCUGUGAAUUCAUUAACGGGCGGCAAUGCCAAUUCAGCCGGUGGCCCGAAUACAGUCUUGCGCGUCAUUGUCGAAUCUCAAUUGUAUCCAGUCUCGUUGGAUAUUUUACAUCAGAUAUUCCAGCGUUUCGGCAAGGUUUUGAAAAUUGUCACCUUUACGAAGAACAAUACAUUCCAGGCCCUCAUACAAUAUCCGGAUGCCCAUUCGGCCCAGCACGCCAAAACCAUAUUGGACGGGCAGAAUAUCUACAAUGGCUGUUGUACGCUGCGCAUUGACAACAGUAAAAUGACAACGCUCAAUGUCAAAUACAAUAAUGAUAAGUCACGUGAUUUUACAAAUCCCUCAUUGCCACCGGGCGAACCGGGCGCCGACAUUAUGCCCACCGCUGGCGGUCUAGUGAAUGCAAGUGAUUUGCUAUUGAUUGCGGCCCGUCAACGGCCCUCUCUAACAGGUGAUAAAAUAGUGAAUGGUCUUGGUGCACCCGGAGUGUUGCCACCAUUUGCAUUGGGCAUCGGCACACCAUUGGCCGGUGGCUACAGCAGCGGCAUACCAAAUCUAGGCGCCUUUGCCCUGGCCAACAGUGGCGCCCUCCAGACAGCUGCUCCUGCAUUGCGUGGUUUCUCGAAUGUCUUGCUUGUUUCAAAUCUAAAUGAGGAGAUGGUCACGCCUGAUGCUCUAUUUACCCUCUUUGGUGUUUAUGGCGAUGUGCAACGUGUAAAGAUACUAUAUAAUAAAAAGGAUUCAGCUCUCAUACAAAUGGCCGAACCACAACAAGCUUAUUUGGCUAUGAAUCACCUUGACAAAUUACGCUUGUGGGGUAAGGCAGUACGUGUUAUGGCCAGCAAACAUCAAGCCGUACAACUGCCGAAAGAGGGACAACCUGAUGCUGGUCUAACACGUGACUAUUCCCAGAAUCCAUUGCAUCGAUUCAAGAAACCAGGCAGCAAAAAUUAUCAAAACAUCUAUCCGCCAUCGGCAACAUUGCAUUUAAGUAACAUUCCAUCAUCCUGCACCGAGGAAGAUAUAAAAGAAGCCUUCACCUCCAACAAAUUUGAAGUUAAGGCAUUUAAAUUUUUCCCUAGGGAUCGCAAAAUGGCCUUGUUACAGCUCUCCACUGUCGAAGAAGCCGUCUUGGCUUUAAUCAAAAUGCACAAUCAUCAGUUAUCUGAAUCGAAUCAUUUACGUGUCAGUUUCUCUAAAUCAAAUAUCUGAAGCAACAACUAUAACAAUACCAGCAACAACAACAACCUGUUCAAUAAACCUGCAUGAAUCUGAGAGAUUUAUUAAUUAACGCAAAAAAGCAAAAUGAAACCCAUAACAUUUAAAAAACAAAAAAUCUACAUAAUAUAUAUUAAAAACAAAAAAACAAUUUAAACUAUAAUAAAGAAACCCUAAAAAAAGGAAAACAACCAGAACAAGAACAUAGGCAGCAAGCUAAGCAAAGUAUAUAAUACUGCUACAAAAAACAAAAACCAACAAACAAUAUAAAAAUUAUAAAACUGGAAACAAAUCAUUUAAAUUUAACAAAACAAAUAUAAGGAAAUCUGAUUAGUAUAGAGAAAAAGAAAAGAACAAAUUUUUAAAGAAAACAAAGCUAAAGGAGCAGCCGUAGCAGAAGAUGAAGAAGUUAAUUGUAGGAGUAAAUAAAUUGUUAACAAUCAAAGGCGAACAUGUAAUGCGAACAAAUGCCACCACAUUAUUUACACAGAUUAACAGAGAACAAACUGAAACAAACAAACAAACAUACCAUCGGAAAAUGCAAAGCAAAUUUUCUAUUUUGCUUCUCUUCAAAGGCUUUCUCACAACUCCUCGCAAAAUAAAAGAAAGAAAGCAGCCAAUCCAAGAAACUAAACAACCAACCAACCAACCAAUCUAGCAACAUCAUCACCACCACCUCCACCAACAGCAACAAUAUUGGAAUCCAACAAUCAAAUCAAAUUAAAACAGCAGCAGUAGUAUUUGUUUAUAAGUAUUUUAUUCUAUAGGUCACCCAAAUGUUCUUUAUAUAACAAAUUAGUUAUAAACAAAUUCUACUGUAUAAAUUUUAAUUAUUAUUA